AAUAAUUUGUGUAGGUUUAAAAAAAAAAAAAACAAUUUGUACUGUUUGCUCUGCCUUGGUGUCCUUCACUCCCUCUAGUGUUUCAGUGCUGCGGGUGUUUAGGUCAUGCUGCAGAAUCAGAUAGGUGGAGCUAAGCUUUGUCUUUUUUUGUUUUCAUUGGUCUAAUGACAACUAUUUUGUUCCACCCGUAAUCAUAGGAUUAAACAAUAAGUGACCACACCACAGUCACUAUCUUUUACUAGAGUACCUUUGAAUAGAGGGGGGCCACUUGCUGUAUAAUACAUGUCAAACUUAACCCACUAACUCUCAUACUUUUACAGUUACAUGUGGGGGGUUUUCGCUCACUCCCCUCACAUCGCUCUGCCAUUCUUCCUCCUUUGCUCUGUGUGCUAUCUGUCAGUGCUUGUUGUAUCUAAUGAAAGACGGUAAAAAAACAGGGAGAAAGGUUGCAUGGUUGUGUUCAGUGAGUGAGAGAGAGAGAGAGAGAGAGAGAGAGAGAGAGAGAGAGAGGACUGAGAAAAGAGGGGUGAAACAUGUUUUGAGCACAAGCAACUUGCCUGCCAAGACAAAACAGCAAACGAGAGAGAGAGAGAGAGAGGAGGAGGAGGAGAAAGGGAGCAGGAAAAGGAGACGUCGGACCAGCUUGAUACACGAUGGCUACAAUCUCUUCUGAUUUAAAUGCUGAAGAUGGAUCUUCGUUACCAAAGCGGCGCCUCCUGCUGCUAGGGUUCCAGGGCUCUGGUAAAACCUCAACAAUGAACACCAUCUUGAGCCAAGAUAAUAAACCUGACAGUUCCCAAACAGAUCAUAAACACUGGGUGGACAUAUUUACCUGGCGACUGUCGAUUACUGACACCCCAGGAUGGAAGCUGGAGACAGAAAACAUGCCUGACAAGGCAGACUCUAAGAACCAGCAGUACAUCAUUGAUCAUUGUUUACCUGGUCCCCAUGCCCUACUGCUGGUGGUUCCCAUUGGAGUCCCGUUCACCGAACACCAUUGGCAGGGUCUGUGGGCCCAACUUAGUGCAUUGGGAGCAGGAAUAUGGAGGCACACCAUGGUUUUGUUCACCAGUGCAGACCAGUUGCAUCAAGACAAGGGUGUGGAGGAAUUUAUAGUGGAUGGUGGGCCUGCACUACAGAGGUUAGUGGAGAGAUGUGGCUGCAGGUAUCAUGCCUUGGAUAACACCAGCUCAGACAAAAGUGCUCAAGUUGCAGAGCUUUUACAGAAAGUGGAGGAGAUGGUGCAGGAGAAUCAAGGCUGGUACUUUGAAUUGGUGAGGCCAAGCCUCGGAUUUGAAGAUGAAGAGACUGAAAUGGAAAAAGAAGAGGACAGAGACACAGAAGUGGAGAGGGCAGCAGCAAUGUUUAGAUCUCCACCAAGAGAGUUACGAGUCCUGUUAGUAGGCUGGCGUGGAGCAGGCAAGAGCUCUGUGGGCAAUCUUCUACUCGGUGGUCAUGGGUUUGAUUCAGGACGCCCCACUGAGGUAUCUGUCCGACAUCAAGCACUAGUUGAUGGUCGUCGCCUCACGAUUGUUGACACACCAGGUUGGGAUUGGUUCUCUGUGCAGCGCACACCCAGCCAUGUACGAAAAGAAAUCAAACAAGGGGCGGGGCUUCUUCAUCCAGGCCCGCAUGCACUCUUAUUGGUCAUACCUGUGGUCUCCUCCCUCACUCCCAAAAAGAGGCAGGCCCUCAAGAACCACUUAGAGAUGUUUGGUGCGGAAGCAUGUCAACACACGCUAGUGCUGUUCUCAUGUGGUGACUGGCUGUACGGCACAUCAAUCGAGGACCACAUCCAGCGGGAUGGAGGUGAGCUGCUGAAACUGAUGCGCCAUUGUUGGAACUGUUAUCAUGUUUUGGACUGUACCAAAGCCAACAAAGACAAGACACAAGUGACUGAACUCCUGCGGAAAAUAGAGGAGAUGGUUGCAGAAAAUGGACAGAAGCCUUUCCUACCAGUCAAAUUGAACCAAGAACUAGAUGAUGAAGAAAUGAGUGGAAGGUGCAGUUUGCAGUGAGAAAUAAGAGAAAAUAGAAUGCAAAUGCAAGAUGAAUGUAAACAUUAUUGAUUUUUGCAUCAAAAGACAAGCAGUAUUAAUGAAAAUGUUUAUUAUCUAUAGGGCCAUUCACUCUGAAUUUGACACAAUCGAUCACUUAUGUUGACAUCUGUAUUACACAGAGGUACAAGAUACAUUGAGGUCUCCAUUAGAAAAAUGACAAGGAUUUGUGAAUAUAUUCCCAUCAAUAUUAUAUAUUUAUUUUUACAAGUUUUACAAGUUAAAAAGUUCAUCCAAAAAAAAAAAAAAAAUGAAAAGAAAAGAACGAAUCAUUUAUUUUCCUUCAUGUGGUUUUAAAUUUUUUGAGUUUUAAUCUCCUUUUUAAAAAAUACUGGUUGAUGACACCCAUUGAAAUCCAUAGUAGGAAAAAAAUACUACUAAAGUCAAUGGGUGCCAUCAACCAGCGUUGUUUUUUGUGUUCAACAGAAGUGAUGAUGACUAAAAAGAACAUUACCUGCCUUUAAGAACAUUAAAUUUCAAAUUAAGCAUUUGCAAAUCAGUAUUUUUAUUUAUUUAGGAACUGGAUUUUUGUUACAUUAACUUUUAUUAAAACCACAUAAAUCACUUAUAAUUUUUAAUCCUGUAAACAAUUACUCAAUUAUUUUAUUGCAAACGCAUGCACGUUUUGUUACUUAUUAUUUUCAAAUGUUUUGUAAAAUGAAUGGAGGAAACAAACAAAUCAUAUGACCAAUAUUAUUCUAUUUUUAUAGUUUUUCAUGUACAUUCAUUGUUAAAUACAGAAUUACAUCAGAACAUCUAUAUAGGUAAGUAUGUAAACCCCAAACAGAGCUGGAUUCUCAUGUAUGCAGUUGUUCAACUAUGAAUACUUUUUUGCUACUGAAGGUUUGAUACUAAUAAGGAUAAACUCAGGACUCUGGUGUCAACAUUAUUUAAUAUAUGCUGGUCGUUAAGUGCAUGGUUAUUACCAUUGCAUAGUAUUUUUUAUCUUGUCCACAAAUAUAUACCACACUUGUUGAUAGGCUAGCAUUUCAACCUCAAAUGUGACUUUCAACUGGAUUGACACAACUGAAAGAUUUAACUUUUUGUCUGCUUUUCACUACAAAUUUCCAUAUAAAUAAAGAAUACAAUUUAUGUACA
Molecule: messenger RNA, 3155 nt
Organism: Danio rerio (zebrafish)
Lineage: Eukaryota; Metazoa; Chordata; Actinopteri; Cypriniformes; Danionidae
Source: RefSeq, a predicted model, not a curated record